AGAAUGUCAGUCAAAGUGUUUCUGUCAAUCAAAGUGUUAUUAUAAAUAAUGAAUAUUAAACAUGUUUCCUAUUAGAGAUUGGUUAUAUUUACAAACUGUUGCCACACAACUGUGUUUAAUCCCUUUAUAAAAAGUGAUUUUUGCAUAAUAGGUGCCCUCUAAAGUGCCCUAAGGGCAAUGACUAUACUUAAUAUUCAUGAGCUCUGCCUUUUUAAGAAUACAUAUAUAACACAAGCUUUUAACAUACACUUAACAAGCACUCUACAGACUACAACCCCUGUGAAAGCACAAUCCUGAACCAGAUUUACCUUCGAAGCUCAUUGCUUGCAAAGACCUGUAAAAUGAACACAACGGUCUGGAUUGUGGAUAGCUAUGAAGAAGCUCUCGCCAAAAACAUUGUGAUUGUUUCUCUUGGAUUUAUCAUUAACGUCAUCAACGGAAUGCUAGUGUUGACCUUCUUCUCCAAUCCAAUGUUUUCAAGAGACUCCAGAUACAUCUUAUACAUUCACCUGGUCAUCAAUGACAUGCUCAUGAUAUGUGUGUCAGUGAUUUUAUACGUGUUGACCUACGCUGCACCAGUUGUUAAUGUUUCAUUGUGUUACAUAUUGAUGAUACUUGGUAAAGUGUUCUUCAUGAUCACUCCUUUGAAUCUGGCCGGUAUGGCCAUCGAACGGUUCAUUGCUAUCUGUAAACCACUGUAUCACUCUCAGAUCUGCACACCGCAAAGAACUUAUUUCUUUAUAUGUUUUCUAUGGUGUUUAGGAGCUAUAAGUUCUAUGGUAAAUAUAAUAAUUUCACUUGUAACCCAACCCUUAUCUUUCUUCAGAUCAUUUAUAUUUUGCUACCCAACGUAUAUGUUCCCUUCAAAAGCCCACGAUGACCACUACACUGCUUCACUGGUCAUAUAUAUGUCAGUGGUGUGGAUAAUCAUCUGCUACACAUACUGCAGAGUCAUAUUUACUGCCAGAAAGGCCGUUUCAAAGGGUUCAGCAAACAAAGCUCGGAAUACCAUAUUGCUGCAUGGUGUUCAGUUACUGCUUUGUAUGCUUUCCUUUAUCAACCCUUUUAUGCAUACGGUGAUUGUACCUCUGUUUCCUCUACAGAGAACUAAGAUUACUUUCUGUUUUUAUGUGUUCAGCAAUAUUAUGCCAAGAUUACUGAGCCCUUUGAUAUAUGGGGUCCGUGAUGAGAAGUUUAUGAAACAAAUGAAGCGAUUCUUUACGUUUAAAGUUAUUAUUGUAAAGAUUGUGCCAUCACACUUGCACACAUAGCAAUAAUUUGAUGUAUUCAGUUUUCUGUUUAUUAAAGAUAUUGUUUUAUA
Danio rerio (zebrafish) is the source of this 1321-nucleotide messenger RNA. Lineage: Eukaryota; Metazoa; Chordata; Actinopteri; Cypriniformes; Danionidae. The record is from RefSeq and is a predicted model, not a curated record.